AGCUUCCUGAACCUGUCCAUCUUUGACGUCAUCUGCGUGUUUGUUGUUGUAUAAUUGUUUAUUUAUAUUUAAACUGGCUCCAUAGUGAUAGUUUAAAUUAAAACACUGCUUGUUCGCCGAUAAACAUCGUCUCGAUUAUCAGCACUCUACAACUUCUGACACAACUGAACUCUACAACUUCUGACACAACUGAACUCUACAACUUCUGACACAACUGAACUCUACAUCUUCCGAAGACACGAUGGCUGUAAGAGGAUUUCUACCGGACCUGAAGAGCUGGACUGUAGGUGAGAUCGCUCGUGCUGCGGGUCUCGUCGCUUUCUCUGCCGGUGCGGGUUACUGCAUUUACCGCAGCCUACGGAGAGAAAGAGCUCCUCCGGACCGCACUCAGCCUUCUCACGAGCCUGUGGACGUGCUGAGGGAAUCAUUGGAUACUCCCUCUCUCCUCCAGGUCGUUGAGCCAAUUCUGCAACUGCCGCCCACCGAACCUCAAGACGAACCUUCAGCCGUCAUUCUGCCGCUCGAUGCUGGUGAACCGAACAGCGCUUGCUGCGAUGUUCAGUUCGUGUCUGCAGAUUCCUCAUCCUCCCAGUCUGAGCCAGUGGACAUCAGGAGAGUCAUCCCCGGAAUGAUAAGGGGUCCAGAGAGUCGGCUCUGCGGGCUCGAAACCGUAGAGACGCACCACUCGAUUCACAAAGUUGUUGAGCCACAUCUUCAUUUGCUGCCCAACGAACAACAAGAAGACCCAUCAGCUGUUCUUCUGCCACUCGAUGCUGGUGAGCUGAUCAGCGCUUGCCGAAACAUUCAGUUCCUCUCUGCAGACACCUCCAUCUCCCAGUCUGAGUCAGUGAACAUCAGGACAUACCUCUUGUGGAUGAUAAGGGGCCCAGAGUGUCGUCUUUGCUGGUUUACAACCACAAAGACACAAUCCAUCAAUCACAUGGGAUUCCCUUAUCAUACCACCACAGAGGAUUGUUUCACUGGCAUACAGGUUGAAUCUGGGAGGGUUACAGAAUUUAUUUCCUGUAACCGAGUGGAGACCGACAUCAUCGUGCCAGGUUUUUAUUAUGUGCAAACCAUUAAACAGGUGACCUGCACUUACCUGUUUGUGGGUAAAGAUGGGCAAAUGGACACCUCCACUUGGGAGAAGGAAGAGGUUCCCGUUCCAUAUGCGGAGAGUGACGAGAGCUUUAACCCAGAGGAGAUGGAGGUGCCCUUUAUUUGCUGCCAUCUUUCAGACAGAGGGGUUACUGAUGUCGGCCUGAAGCUGCCCGCUCUCCGUGAGGCGUUCGCUACCCUGCUUGCCAGCAUCCACAACCAGAACUUCCUGUUCCUGGUGGGAAAGAAGAUCGUCAUGCGUCUGGCAGCGGCUAACAUCCAGGACGUGGUUGGGGUGAAGUUGGCCUACGAGGCCUUGAUUCGAUUCCUGAGGACGCCUUCUCAUCAGGAUUCGAUUGAGGCAGAGAUCUCCUCCUGUGUCCCCCACUACAACUUCCUGGAUGUUUUUUUUGAGCUGAUUCUGUUCCGCCAUUUCAGAAGUGGCUCAACACUUGAGACAUUUAAUGGAGGAUUCUUGGAGCGCCUGCUCGAGCUCAUCAGCAUGUGGGAUGUGGACGUGUGGGAGCCUGCAGCAGAGCUGUACUUCACAGUGCUUAUCGAUCACCUAACACAGCUUGCUGAAGUACUGUUCUCUCAGCCUCUGGAGCUGUACAGUGACCCAGCAGCCUUAGCCACCACGGUUCAGCAUCUUCUCAAGAAGCACGUCCAGCAGAUGAUGGACACUUUGGAGAAGCUCUGAGCAAUGUCUUUUGUUUAUCGCUUUAUAUUUUCUUCUUCUGAUUCGUUUUAUGUUCGUUCUUUUCCCUCACUUCUUUCCCUACAUUGCUCAAGCUCUCCACAGGUAAGUAUGAAUUCAUUUUAUUUCUAUUUUUGAUUAAGAUUUUAAAAAUCACUUUUCUUUCCUAUAGGUUUGUACAGUCAACCCCAGGACUGAAGACGGGCUUAACCCUAGGAUCCCUCAUCCCUUAAUAAUUAUCCCAUAUUAAUCUAUCCCUCUAUUCCUGUCCCACUCCCCUAUUCCUAUAGAUACUAAAUAGGUUAAUAGAUUUUUUUGUAAAUAAACUUAUUGUUAUAUAGUGCUUAUAUUAUUUAAUAAAUGUUUACAUUUGUUUCUAUUACAGUCUAAUUCGGAUUAUUUUUUAUUCAUCACAUGAUAUACAUAUAUAAUUUUCCUUUUAAAAGCACAACACAAAAUGAAUGUUUCAUUCAUCUAAAGAUCAUUUUUAAAAACAAAUUCAGAACCUUUAAAUGAUUUACUAAAACGUGAGAAAUGACAAAUAACAAAAUUCAGAUAUUUAUACUCUUGGAUCAUUUGUGUGAUGGCCCCAAACUGUGGAACAAUAUUUAACGUUUAAAGAAUUGCAUAAUUGUAAAUUAUUUAUUAAUUUAUAUAUUAAUUAUAUAAAUUAUACAGUGUCAUAGGAAGUCUUUCUCUGUUGGCUUCCUCUGCUGUGUUCUCUACAGCCAUGGUAAUUAAAUGUGCUUCUCUCUCUCUCUCUCUCUCUCUCUCUCUCUCUCUCUCUCUUUCUCUUUCCCAUUUCCUCGUUUUUCAGCAGAAAAUAUAUUUUACAGAUAAUUUCCUGUUUUUAAAUGUUUGACAUUGAUUUUCACAGAUUUAGUUGAUAGUGGAGCUGCCCCUGCUGACACCCCAACUGCCUGACACCCCAACUGCGUGAAAUCCCAGCUGCCUGACACCCCAACUGCGUGAAACCCCAGCUGGCUGACACCCCAACUGCGUGAAACCCCAGCUGGCUGACACCCCAACUGCCUGACACCCCACCUGCGUGAAACCCCAACUGCCUGAAAC
Messenger RNA from Tachysurus vachellii, 2866 nucleotides. RefSeq lists its product as uncharacterized. The transcript has 18 exons. The record is from RefSeq and is a predicted model, not a curated record. Gene Ontology annotation, biological process: mitochondrial fusion. Bases 242 to 1798 code for a protein of 518 amino acids. Lineage: Eukaryota; Metazoa; Chordata; Actinopteri; Siluriformes; Bagridae.